Messenger RNA from Vitrella brassicaformis, 3667 nucleotides. The record is from the annotation of a GenBank genome assembly. Lineage: Eukaryota; Vitrellaceae.
AUGCAAGGUCAUUGAUCUGGCGAGUUCUGGAAUGUCAUGUGUCCGUCGUCUCUGUCAUCCAAGCCAAACACGUACGGGCCCUCAUGAAUCCAUCCAUCCAUUGAUGCGAAGCCAAAAGUGGUCGUGACUGUAGACACUCCACGCGUUUCAUGCGAUGACCAACACACAUACGAAACGGUCUGUCGGUCUGCCUUUUUCCCCUCACUCCUCCUCUGUCUUCAUGACUGUGUCCUGUGUGCCUGAUCGGUGUGUGUCUGUUUCUUGACCUUCUGCUUGGCCUGGCUCCAACGCAACACAACACCACUCUGACCUCCUGCCUCACCCUGCCCUUUGGCCACUCUGAAUCGCCUCCUGGCCCCCUCCCUCACGCAGUCGACGAGCGAGAACCGAGAGCUGUAGACGUAAGGCAGCGUCAGCACGACAGACGACAGAGAGGGGCAGCUGUCGAAGGUCUCUGCGACGCAGUCGGCGAACGACUUGCACAUGUCCUUGACAGCAGCGAAGGGCAGGCCAGUCUGCCCGCGGCUGUGGCGCAGAGACACACGCAGCUCAAUUUCCAGACGAGACACACGACGCUCCAUGACCUGUCUGCCUGCCUCCCCCUCCCCGCCGUACACACGCCACUGCACAGUCAAGUCAUCGGCUGGCGCUGCGUCGGACUGGCCACCAUGGUAGCCGUACCGGUAAGGCUCAGCGUCAAUCAACAACUUGACUGUCAGAUCCUUGCCUUGACUCGACAGAAAACCCAUACCCUCAGGCACGAGACACAGCUCAGCACUUGGGUCGGGCUUCACACGCACCUCAAACGACACCUCCUCGAGCGACGGCAGCGACCCCAUGCAGACGCCCGCCCCUCCCUCAUACAGGCGCAUACCCGCAUCGCGCUCAUACACACGCAGCGACACCACACUGGGGAAGAGGCAGUGGGCAUUAGACGUGAUAUAGGAUGGGAGGGGCUGCGUGACAGAGGGCUGCACGUGGGCAUGAGCGAGGUAGUGUGUAUAUGCCGGCUGCGGCGGCGGCUGGUUGCGGUAGCUGCACCGGAUGGUCAGCUCUCGGGCCCGCUCGCACACCAGCGGGCUGAGGGCGGCCGUCCCCAUCCCGUCCUCUGCAUGCGACACGAGCGUCACGGGGUUGGCUUUGGCGCAGCACAGCUGCACGGUGGGGAGGCAGGUGGCGAGGGGGGCGACGUCGCCUUCGAAGGGCAGCAGGAGGUGGAAGUAGGUGCUCGUGUGGUACGUCUCGACCGCAUCAGGUGCGAGGCAGGCAGCUCGGAACCGAUGAAUCCUCUGAUGAUAACCAACGCAGAAAUCGACUGCUGGUGAGUCGACGUCUUCUCAUGCUCACCUGGAUAGUUUUGGGUGUCGGCAUAUCGAAGAGGCGCAUCUCAAUCUUCUGCAGCUUGGCUGCCGGGGGGGCUGAGAUGACGUCAAUGAACUCAUCCUCGGGCGCCUUGCCGCCGCCGAGGCCGUAGUUGUGGUUGUAGGGGUAGUAGACGUGGGGGUUGUGGUCGUGGUCCCUGCCCGAGAAUUUGAAGCCGGAGAGGGACGUGAGAGUCUUGGCUGUCACCACAUGGAGGCACGCAAUGAGGGCUGUGUCGAUGGUAAUAUCCGCUGCCGCAACCCUCUCACCAGUUGGGGUGUCCUUGACGGAAGCGGAAACGUCUGUGAGCGACUGACGCACCACAGCAGGACGCACAGCAUGACCAGUCUUGAGUGUGCGACGCUGGGCUGCCUGUUCGGGUGUCUUACGUGAAAGAAGGUAGAGUGGAUGGAUGUCAGGCCCUCAGAUGCGCCGUCAAUCCACGGCACCACCUGCAUAAACACCCACCAACACACGUGUCGCGGCCCGGAAAAUUCGUGUGCUGCAUCCAUUUCCGUGUGUGCGAGGGCUGACCCCGUAAUGCCAAGAGUAUUCCCCGUGGCGACUGAAUAUGGAACCACUCAGGUGCUUGAGGGCCGGGAGUGUGUACUUGCGAUCUCGUGCGACGCCGCCCCACUUCCCAUGGACGGCUGCCUUGUGGAGCUGCGGGAAGAUGAUGUGCUGCUGGGGAGGGGGCAGGUUGUCGUCGGGCUUGUUCUUGACGCCACGCAGGUCGACGCUCUUGAUGCUGUCCUUGAGCUUUUCGAGCAGACGGAUGAGGACGGGUGUGGGGGCGUGAUUGAUGCGGAUGUCCUUACACUUCGAGAAACGACCUGAAGGAAGGCGAUACACAUCUGGAUGCGGACACACGACGCAUGGGGCCUCUGUUUGGGUAUACCGGGCAGUUCCUUGGCGAUGUCAUUGGGUGGUGAGGUGUUGAGUUGGAUGAUGGGGUGCAUGUUGCUGUCCUGGGUGAGGGUGUGGAAGGUGAGGGUGUGGAAGUGGCUGUUCACAGCCGACAGCGAUGUCAGACAUGGCACGAAACCAACGAAGGCUCCAAGUCCUGACACGCCAACAUACCACACACAUGCAUCACCCCCGUCCCCUGGAUACUCGUCGUCCACUCUCUCCUUUGCGUACCGAAUUUCUCCUCGCUGCUCAUCCAGAGGGCCUCAGGCAGCCCCUCGAGGCACGGCGCAACCACCUGCACACACCAAACAAGGGCGAGGAGGACACACAAACGCAUGUGUCCGUGCAUCUCCCAUGUGCGGUGCGCUGACCUGUUGUUGGUGUAGUUUGUCGAUUUUGUCUUGUAUGAUUUGUAGUUUGGCGACGCACUGGUCCAGCUGCCGCUUGACGGUGGUGUCGGUGUGGGUGGCGUGGGCCUCAGCAUCAGCCGUCACCAUCGCCGUCAACACGCGGUAGUGGCGGUCAACGUCCUGCAUCAUCAGCCAGCCACACACACAUACACAUGCACAACAAAUCGCAGGGGAGCAGGCAGGAUGUGUCGUGUCAACUGUGUGUCGUGUCGUCAUCCUCACCUGCAUGCGAUUCUGCUCUGUGUGCGAUCCGGGUGCGGCGAGGCCCAUCUUCAACUCAUACAACUCCUUAGCCUGAACGCAGGCAGGACGACACACACAACACCACACACAUUCCUCUCCGGUGAUCCUCACCCUGCCCCCCUCUCCCUCUCGCUCACCUUUGCUUUGGCGUGUUCGACGCGCUGGAUCUGCGUCUGCAGCUUCUGCGUCUGCAGCUUCUGCGCCACGGCCUUGAGAGCCUCCAGCGGGUCGGCAGGAAACAACUCAACCACAUCCUGACGGGCAAACACACGACACACAGACACCAGCGAGCCAUAGAUGAGCAAUGCCCAAGCCAUGCCGGUCCCUCGCGUGUGCCAUCCCAUCACGUGAUGCGAGCGUACCUCCAUCUGAUGGUCCUCGUCUGCCGCUUGAGCCUUAGAUCUGCCGCCCUUCUUCUUGGGCUUGGCCUUGCCGGCAGCCGCCUUGUCCUUCUUAUCCACCCGCUGCUUCUUCUUAGCGGCCUUGGUGGUGCGGCGGCCCCUCUCCUCCCACCCUGACCCAUCCUCCUUCUCAUCACCGUCGCUGCUCACGCCCACAUCCAUCGACGGCUUUCGCUUCUGACCCACACCUGCCGCAGCCUCAGCCGCAGCGAUGGCGGCCUGACGGGCGGUCAUGCGAUGCUCAACACCUUCUGACGCCAUCGCUGCCGAAGGAGCGAGAAGAACGAGCGAGAAGAACGCGAGAAAUAGGACAAUAGCUCGCGACAUCCUGGCCAACAAAAG